CCCAGGUAGUGAGCCAUUGCCAGUGCCGCCAGCAUCUGCGUCAGCUUGCCAUUCUAAGUAUGACCGUUCAUUGUAGUAGGGGCAUCGCGAGCAGCGCGCGCGUCGUCGCCAUCGUGAGCCUCAUGGUGAUUAUGGCGAUCAUGAUCAUAAUGUGCCGCCGUUGGGAAGAGCCGCUAGGUCUCAUUGUGACAACCCCCCGCCUGUGAAACAAUGAAGGGUCCAAUGGCGGUGUACGCUCUGGCCAUUGCUGCUGCGAUUGGGCGGGGUUGCGCUCGCGUCAGCUCCGAGGAGAGCUGCGGUGAGCAGGGCCGCUUCGACGUCAUCAUGUGUGGCUCUUGGAUGUGCACGGAGUGCGACCUGCAGUGGUGCAUGGAGAAGUGCCAGGAGGUCCAGACCAAGUUCCCGGCGUGCAAGUGCGAGGCCUGGGCGGCGGGCACCACCUACAGCCAGAACAUGAAGCACGCGGGCAAGCUCGGGGACGUGGGCGAGUAUGGCUCGGGAGACUUCAGCUGAGCGCCCGGGGCCGCUGCCUACUGUCGCCCUCCCACAGGGGACGUGCAACCUCGCGAUGGUUCCCCCAUGGGCUGCCCAGGCUGACGCGGUACUUCCAUUUCCGAGAGUCACGGUGCGCUCUCCUGGUUCAUCGUCGG
Messenger RNA from Prorocentrum cordatum, 650 nucleotides. NCBI's taxonomy places the organism in Eukaryota, Dinophyceae, Prorocentrales, Prorocentraceae. The record is from the annotation of a GenBank genome assembly.